Pediculus humanus corporis (human body louse) is the source of this 537-nucleotide messenger RNA. RefSeq lists its product as uncharacterized. Gene Ontology annotation, biological process: protein modification by small protein removal. Gene Ontology annotation, molecular function: peptidase activity. The transcript is spliced from 4 exons. Bases 1 to 537 code for a protein of 178 amino acids. The record is from RefSeq and is a predicted model, not a curated record. Lineage: Eukaryota; Metazoa; Arthropoda; Insecta; Psocodea; Pediculidae.
AUGGGAUCGCCGGUUAAAUUGUAUGUCUACGAUCUGUCUGGAGGAUUAUCAAAAAUAUUAUCAAAAUCAUUAUUGGGUAGACAAUUAGAAGGAAUAUGGCACACGGCUAUUGUCGUUUUCGAAAAAGAAUAUUUUUUUGGAUCAGAUGGCGUGAAAUCGUGUAGAGCGGGCGGUACGAUUUUACAGGAGCCACACGAAAUAAUUCCUUUGGGAGAAACUUUCGUUCCCUACGCAUUGUUCAACGAAUACCUUCAAGGUUUGAAAGAAUCUCGAUUUGCAGGAUCCUCAUACGAUUUACUCAAACACAAUUGCAAUCAUUUCUCUGACGAACUUGCACAAUUUCUCUGCGGAACGAGAAUUCCAAAACACAUAUUAAACCUUCCGGAUAUCAUAAGAGAAACUCCCGUAGGUUCGACUCUUUUACAUCUCAUAGAGGGUUUAGGAAGAGGACCCAACAUCACGGCUGACCGUAGAAAUAGUAGAGAAGAUUCUCCCGAAUUUUUACAAUUGAAUUCUGCUAUAGAAGAAAUAAGGUGA